Acromyrmex echinatior (Panamanian leafcutter ant) is the source of this 3108-nucleotide messenger RNA. RefSeq names its product serine/threonine-protein kinase D3 (gene PKD). Gene Ontology annotation, biological process: phospholipase C-activating G protein-coupled receptor signaling pathway; protein phosphorylation; intracellular signal transduction. Gene Ontology annotation, molecular function: protein serine/threonine kinase activity; ATP binding. Gene Ontology annotation, cellular component: cytosol. The record is from RefSeq and is a predicted model, not a curated record. Lineage: Eukaryota; Metazoa; Arthropoda; Insecta; Hymenoptera; Formicidae.
UUCUCUACAUAGUUCAACAUACACGUUUUGUGCACAUAAAAAGAAGUUCCUAAUAAAUUCCAUCUACAACACAAGCACGUCUAUUUCUCAGGCAUUUUUCUGUUGUUAUCAUUCAGAUUCGACUAUUAUCAUUUGAGAAAUGCCGUUUCGGUAGUAGCUCUGGCAGUAGUCUCUCGGGAGCGCUGUUGGUCGUGAAGGCCUCCGGAAGUGGCGUGCGUAUUGCCGCGGUGGAUAACUGGCUGCACUGGCACCGGAGAGGUGGUUUUACGUCAAGGUGGGUCGGUCACCUGGAGAUAACUGUAAAAUGUCAUCGGCGAAUGUGUGUCAGGCAUGGACUUGACGGCGCGCACGACAGUGACACCCGUUCACUGGCUGGCUCGCGAUCGUUCUGUCAAUUAUGCUGCCGCGUUUUUGAGAUAAAGGAGAACAGCCGCGUCGCACAUUCAAGGAGCUGACCCGACGAGGCGCACGAGGAAGAAAAAAUUUGCAUCAUGGAGGGGGCAGAAGUUACAUUUUUAUUCCAGUUUGGUCUGAUACGUGACACAGUCACGGUCGACAGCAGCACGCUUACUCUUAAGGCCCUGAAAGAUCUCGCCUGUGAUUUUAUAAACACCAAGUGUCCGGAGCACGGAUUGAAUCAUCUAUUUGAGAGAUUAAUUUUAUUCAAGCACGAUUACAAUUCCACAAAUGUUUUGCAGUUGGUUACAAACGCUACGGAAGUAGUUGACGAGACACUAGUAGAAAUCGUGUUGACUGCACAAGUGCCAAGCGAAUACGUUCCCAUUCGACCUCAUACCUUAGCAGUACAUUCCUACAAAGUACCAACAUUUUGCGAUUUUUGUGGUGAAAUGCUAUUUGGGCUUGUUCGACAAGGUCUCAAGUGUGAAGGUUGUGGUAUGAACUAUCACAAAAGAUGCGUCAUUAAAGUACCGAACAACUGUUCACAAGAUGCAAGUCAAAGACGGCGUAGUUCAGCCAUGCUGAAUGUUCCAAGAUCGCCAAGUCAAGGUUCCACUAGCAGCCUGACAAGCAAUACCGAUGAUAAUCACAGUUCAAAUAGUACACUUAACACAAGCCAAAAUAAUAGUACAUUGGCAAUACCAAGUAUAAUGGCACCAAAACAGUCCUCUUCGCCAAUAUUAGGAGGACGACCCGUUUGGGUGGAGCGAGAGCUCGCAACGCGAAUAAAAAUUCCGCACACAUUUGUAGUACACACAUAUACACGCCCAACUGUAUGUGGGUACUGUAAAAAAUUGCUAAAGGGUAUAUUUAAACAAGGCCUUCAAUGUAAAGAUUGUAAAUACAAUACGCACAAAAAAUGUAUGGAUAAAAUACCAAAAGACUGUACCGGAGAAAAUCCACGAGAUAAUAUAGGCGAAUACACAGAUAGUGGUGUUGGCAGUGAAUUAGAAACCAAAUGUGAUAUUAGAAAUGAGGAAGCUGAUGCUGACAGUGACACAGAAUCGUCGCCUCCAACACAAGAUACAUCAUUCAUAAAUAAUGAAAAUAAAAUACCCAAUUAUUAUUCAGAUCAUGCACGAUAUAACGAGGACAUUGCUUAUGAUGAAAGUCAAAAAUCACGACGGUCGAGCUGUAAUUCUACACCAAGUAACAACAUUCCAUUAAUGCGAAUAGUACAAAGUGUGAAACAUACUAAGAAACGUGGGUCUAAGGUAUUAAAAGAAGGUUGGAUGGUACAUUUCACAAAUCGCGAUCCAGUCAAAAAAAAACAUUAUUGGCGGCUUGACACAAAAGCUAUAACACUAUUCCAAAGCGAGAAUGGUUCUAAAUAUUACAAAGAGAUACCAUUAGCUGAAAUUUCAGCAAUUGAAACUGCUAAAACACCUUGUUCAUAUAUAAUGCAUUGCUUUGAGCUAAAAACUGCCAAUGCCGAUUACUAUGUCGGGGAGGAUCCAUCAUACGGAGAUAAUUGCGGCCAAGUCUCUCCUCCCGAAAGUGGUAUCGGAGCUCACAUAGCUAGAUCGUGGGAAACUACUAUUAGACAAGCACUUAUGCCUGUAACUGUGUCGACUAAUCAAGAAGAACCUGAAAUUACUGAACCUGAGGAAAACGUUACCGAUAUGUCACAACUAUAUCAGAUCUUCCCAGAUGAAGUUUUAGGAUCCGGACAAUUCGGCAUAGUUUACGGAGGUGUUCAUCGCAAGAGUGGUCGCGCGGUGGCCAUAAAAGUCAUCGAUAAAUUACGUUUUCCUACCAAGCAAGAAGCCCAACUGAAAAAUGAAGUAGCGAUCUUGCAAAAUCUGUCGCAUAGUGGAGUGGUGAAUUUGGAACGUAUGUUUGAAACAACAGAGCGGAUAUUCGUAGUGAUGGAGAAGCUGAAGGGCGAUAUGUUGGAAAUGAUUUUGAGCUCUGAAAAAGGACGACUCAGCGAACGAAUAACCAAAUUCCUCGUGACGCAAAUUCUAGUUGCAUUGAAACAUCUUCACAGCAAGAACAUCGUGCACUGCGAUCUGAAGCCAGAGAACGUGUUACUGAGCAGCGACACGGAUUUCACUCAGGUGAAAUUAUGCGACUUUGGAUUCGCGCGGAUAAUUGGCGAGAAAAGUUUUCGGAGAAGUGUCGUUGGCACGCCGGCAUAUCUAGCACCGGAAGUUUUGCGAAAUAAAGGCUAUAAUCGUUCCUUAGAUAUGUGGAGUGUUGGCGUAAUUAUAUACGUAUCAUUAAGCGGCACCUUCCCCUUUAAUGAAGAAGAGGACAUCAAUGAACAAAUUCAGAAUGCUGCCUUUAUGUAUCCGCCAACUCCGUGGAAGGAAAUUUCAAGCGAUGCUAUUGAUUUAAUCAAUAAUCUUCUGCAAGUUAAGCAGAGGAAGAGAUAUACCGUAGAUAGAAGCUUGCAACACGUGUGGUUACAAGAUUAUCAAACGUGGUGUGACUUGAGAAAAUUGGAGCAGAAAGUUGGCUAUCGCUAUUUGACUCACGAAAGUGACGACGCACGUUGGAUGGCGUACAGUAAUCACGAGACAUGACAGAACUGUUCGCCUGUUUUGAACAUCGAGGCAUUACCGACUUCCUUGUCACUGCACAAAGGCUGGGCUCGAUAUGCUCGAGCCACUCUACGACGGUUUAUUCGUGCCUGACUCAGUAAAA